Molecule: messenger RNA, 966 nt
Organism: Acanthosepion pharaonis
Lineage: Eukaryota; Metazoa; Mollusca; Cephalopoda; Sepiida; Sepiidae
Source: the annotation of a GenBank genome assembly
AUGGAUAAUCCCCGGAAACGUUUAUGCCAAAGAGAUGGGGAAUCUGAAGAAGAAACAGAUCAGUUAUAUUUCAACGGUUAUGCCAGUAUAGAAGUUCAUGAAGAGAUGCUAAUGGAUACAGUACGGACAAUGACUUACCGGGAUGCCAUUUUGAAAAAUCAAGAUUUAUUUAAAGAUAAGAUUGUUGCUGAUAUUGGAGCUGGUACAGUUUAUGCAGUCGAGGCUAGCGAUAUGGCAAUACAGACACGGCUGGAGAUUGUUUUACCUGAGAAAGUAGAUAUAAUUGUCAGUGAAUGGAUGGGCUACUGUCUGUUGUAUGAAUCUAUGCUGAAAUCGGUGAUCCAUGCUCGAGAUUCAUGGUUAAAACCAGAAGGCUACCUCUUCCCGUCCACUGCUACUUUGCACAUUGCACCAUUUGUUGAUGAAGAAUAUGAAGACAGGCUUGGUCUUUGGGAAGAUAUGUCCAGUCGAUACAAAGUAGCAAUGAAAAGUAUGAUUCCCUUUGCCAAGAAAUGUAUUUCAGCAAAUGUUGAAUUAAAGCAGUUGAUGAUGGAAGACAUAGUAGCCUCACCACUCCAAGUUUGUCGACUAAACAUCCACAAAGUUACCCCCAGGGAUAUUGAAGACAUUGCUCAGAAUUUUGAAUUUAAAUGUUAUGGCUGGAACCGUGUUCAUGGAUUUACUUUAUGGUUUGAUGUUGAAUUCCCAGGAAAUAUUGUACUUUCAACUUCACCAUUUAAAGAAUCGUUUCACUGGUCACAAGUAGUGUUGUAUCUGGACGAACCAUUUCGAACUGUACAGGAUACUUUGAUAAGAGGUAGUAUCCGAUUGCAAAAAGGAAAACAACCAAGGGAUUUGGCUAUCCAAUUAAAAUAUUCUGUAGACAAUUCAGCAGAAAAAGAACAACUUUAUGACACAGGUUACUGGACUACAGGCGUUUCAUCAGUCACAUCACCCGAAAGAUAA